AUGGAAUCAGCACCCCAACCAAAACCAAUAUUACAGAAACCACCGGGUUACAGAGACCCCAACACCCAACCGGCGAUGGCGAAACCCCUUCCGCCGCGAAAACCGGUCCUGCCACCUUCCUUCCGGCCGAAACCGAAGCGGCGGGGCUGUUGCCGGAUAUGCUGCUGCACCUGCUGCAUUAUCAUCCUCGUCCUGAUCUUCGCCUCCGUCAUCGCCGCCGGCCUCAUCUACGUCUUAUACGACCCGUCCGUACCGGAGUUCCACCUGACGUCGUUCCGGGUUCCAAAGCUGAACAUCACCGACAAGGGCGACGGUGCCUACCUGGACGCAGACACGGCGACGAGGGUGGAAGUUAAGAACCGCAACAGCAAGAUUGUGUGGCAAUUCGAGCAGACAAGCUUACAGAUUUUGGCAGAUAACGGUGACCUGAAUCUGGGGUCCACCAAGGUUUCUGGUUUCACGGUGAAGGAGAAGGGAAUGUCGCAGUGGAAGGGCGAGACAAGCGUGAGAGGGGAGGCUUUGGAUGCGAAGCAAAAGAGGAAGCUUAAAAGUAUGAUUGAGAGCAAAGCGUUGAUUCCAACUGUGGAAGUUCAAACCAGAACGGGUUUUAGCAUGCAGGGUUGGAAAUCAGGGACUCUUGGGAUCUCUGUUGUCUGUGGUGAUGUCACCAUGAGACAAAUUGAAAAUGGUGACAUGCCUAGAUGCUCCGUCACUGUCCUCAAAUGGUAA
Messenger RNA from Gastrolobium bilobum, 729 nucleotides. RefSeq names its product NDR1/HIN1-like protein 13. NCBI's taxonomy places the organism in Eukaryota, Viridiplantae, Streptophyta, Magnoliopsida, Fabales, Fabaceae. The coding region runs from base 1 to 729 and encodes 242 amino acids. The record is from RefSeq and is a predicted model, not a curated record. Gene Ontology annotation, cellular component: plasma membrane. The transcript has a single exon.